UGACAACUCUUCGCCCACCACCCGACGGCGCUCAAUUCUUUUGUCACUGCGUGCGGCCUCCUGUCGGAGGUCAAAUCAGCUUGUUCACCAAUGUAGCCAUCCUUCUGUCGCCCCCCUUCUCACAGCUAACUCGUCUCUCAACUCGCCGACCCCGCCUCCGCAAGCAGUUCAACUGCGACUACGACUGUGAUCUUCCACUCGCCCUCAACGGCGAUCAUGCCUACCUCGACCGUUUGGCGUCGCAGCCGCGACCUGGCAGGGCUCAGGGGUGCGAGCCCUGUACGUCCAUCCGCCGAACUCAUCGAGCGCCUUUCCCCUGAUCCCACUUUCGAAUCCCCUACCCUCGACGACUCUUCGCUCCCUCUACGUUAUUCACCCGAGGGCGGCUACUCAUUAAGAGGACUUGGCCUCUCGGAUAUUGGAGCACUCGAGAACAAUGAAUCCGCUCUGCAACCAGAUCACCUAUACUACGAUCAGGACGGUGCCGCCCACGUUGCGGGCAGGGUAAAAGGUGGCGCGAGUACAAAUUAUGGACGCUCCAGAGUUGGAUCGCUGGACUGGGCAACGAGAAGUGCCAAUCCUACCUCCGGCUUCCUGCAAGACAACCGACGCCCACAUGGAAAGGGACAUACGCGCUCCGGCUCUACGAUCGAUGACCUUGCGACCGCCGCAAUUGCAACAAGCCCCGUUUUGGCUAGCGCAACCACCUUUUCUCUGUCCAAGGGAAGCUCAUACACUGCCACUCGCCCUUCCACCUCCUAUACCCGUCGCUAUAGCCACGAAGGUCCUUCAAAUGGUCCGCCCGCGAAACGUAUCAAAUCCGAACGAUUACCCAGCCUCGAGUGGUCGCCGCGCGCAGAGAGACCAAAAACAAGCGGCGGCGAUAGCAGUAGACCCGAUGUCGACCACGAAGAUGCACUUUUGUUGCUUGAGCUGAAGAACGAGGUCAACUUCAAAAAUCAUACAAAUACCCCCAAGCUUGACGUGAUGCCUGAACACCAGCUAUCGACGUCCCCUACCUCUCCCCAGUCGUCCCCUUCGAGACUACGGAACCUGCAAGCGAGUCCGGUCAGACAGUUACAUCAGAGCAUGAAGAGUCGGUCCAGAGAACAAUAUGUAUCUGAAGAUGUGUUCAAUGCGAGGGACUUUUCGACAGCAGAGGUUUCCGAGUCAAUACAAGCUGCGUAUGGCGGAAAGGCACCUGAUGCUCGAGCACGAGGGACCAGGGGACCUCACGUUACUAUUGAUGCUCUGCCACCAGUAUCCGAAGAACCAUCCGAGCCUGCAGCUGCAGAAGCAGAGCCACCGCCCAAGAAGCAGCGUCGUAUCAAGCCAGAGCAACAAGCUGAGGUUUGCGCGGCAUGUCAGCGCCUACAACUGGAUACCGUGGAUGACGAAGACACCGCUACGUUCUGGAUCAGUUGUGACGCUUGCAAACGCUGGUUUCAUGCAGAAUGCGCUGGCUUCAAGACAAAGGCAGAGGCAAGAAGCGUGGACAAGUAUAUUUGCAAAGACUGCGAGCCCUUACAUGGGUCAACUACAUACGUACGCAAAUCGUCCCGUCCCAGGACCGCCAUUGACUAUGCCGGCCUCAACCAGGGCGUGGUGAAGUCAUCUGUAGAGACCUCGACGCAUCACUAUAUCCAGCCGCUCAAAGAAGGCAAGAUGAACGUCCUACCAGAUGAUUUCGCACGAAUCAGACCAGAACUGCUUACAAUGGAGUUCAUGGAAAGCUUUGAAGGAUUCAAAAGGCCUUUUGUGGUCCCAGCCGAAUGGAACCCUCGAUUUGGUGUAAGGCCCGUGCCUGUCGAGCGUGAUUCAAGUCCUCCUGGCAAAGAUUCCACAACUUUCACACUCAUUGACAGUGCAGGCGCAGAGGCAGGCACCGAUACUACGCCACCGUUGGAUCUUGAGGAAGAAGAGGUGAUUGAUUGUGACCAGGACUUGCUGGAUAUGGUGAUUCCACGCGAUUUGACGGUCCGAAAAGUUGCCGAGCUCUACGGCCCUGAGGAGUCUGUGCCCGUGAUCGAUGUCAAGUCUCAAGAGACCAAGGGCUAUUUCACACUCCAGCAAUGGGCGGACUACUAUGAGCUCGAAGGUGAAAAGCCCAUUCGAAAUGUUAUCAGCCUCGAAGUUUCACACAGUCCACUUGGCAGGCUUAUCCGACGGCCCAAAGUAGUUCGGGAUCUUGAUCUGGACGAUCAUGUUUGGGAGGCUGACGCCGAUACUCGAUUGAAGAAGAGGCCUGUAUCGUUCUAUUGCCUCAUGUCUGUUGCCGACAGCUACACGGACUUCCAUAUUGAUUUUGGAGGCUCUUCUGUGUACUACCACAUCCUGCGAGGGUCGAAGACGUUCUUCUUUAUCCCACCUGAAGACAAAUACCUCAAGAAGUACGAAGAAUGGUGCAACUCAGACUCGCAAAACGAGAUUUGGCUGGGGGACCUCUGCGGUGGCAACUGUACAAGAGUUGACCUUCACGAGGGAGACACAGCGUUUAUUCCUGCGGGUUGGAUCCAUUCUGUUUGGACUCCUGAAGACAGCUUGGUGAUCGGCGGCAACUUUUUGACUCGUCUGGACUACGAGAUGCAGCUCAAAGUUGUGGGCAUUGAGAAGGCGACCAAAGUGGCACCCAAAUUCCGAUAUCCCUAUUUCCAGAAAGUCAUGUGGUAUGCACUGAUCAAGUACCUAGAUGAUGAUCCGCUACCGGAAGAGGUGUUGACUGACUUUCGCGAUGACCCUGACUAUGUUUUCUUGCGAGCAAACCCGAUUUGGCACGAAAUCGGAGAGUUUGAAAAUACAGCAGAGCCGGGUGAUCCAGCUUACAAUUCAAGGUACUACCCGAAGUCCGAAGUGAAUGGUUGGCCAGCAUUACGAGAUUUUCUGUACCGCACGGCUCGAAUAGAUGCAGGUUUGCCAGUACCAGAUAUCACCAAGAAACAGAUCGAAGCUGUGAAGGCGUCUAUACCUAAAGGAUACGGCGAUCCACUUUUGAUGAUUAAAAUCUUCGCAAUCUGGUGUGCAUGGAAAGCUGGCAACACAACCGCCCCAGAAUGGGUUCACUCGGAUGAUGCGCUAGAGCCGGAAAAGGGGGAGAAGAUCAAGAAACCCGAGCCAUUUCGUCUGCCGGGGGAACGAAGUUCGUCUCGAAGAGUUGCACAAGCGCAGGCUCAGGCGGCACAGUCACAAAUUCAUGCGCAAACGCAGGCUCAAACACAAGCUCAGACACAGGCGAAAGCGCAAACACCCCCCGCCAAAAACGGACCCAGAGGAAACGGAUUGAGAGUCGCUUGUGACCCUUGCCGGAAACGCCGCAUAAAAUGUCGACACAAGUCAGGUGGUGAAACACCGCGUCGAACCCCAGAGAUUCGGCCAAGGAGUUUCUCUAGUGCCGAUCAUCAUUCCCUAGCAGGUGCAGCAGGGUUCACCAAUGGCACCGUGGGAGAUGCUGUCUCUCCAGAAGCACGAAUAUCUGACGGCGUUGGUUUGGAAGUUACGCAGUCAGAUCCUCAGUCAUCCUCGAAGAAAAGCCGGAGCAAAGCCUGCGAAGACUGCAGGAAGAGCAAGCGUCGGUGUGUACACGAUCAAUAUGGUCGCAUCGAUCCCGCCAAAGUAGCAGAACCCUCGAAGCCUCGUGGAUCGGCCAAUGUCAAACGCGCCACACAUGCCAAUGAUGAGACCAAACAAACAGAACCAGAAAUCGACAGCCUAGAGGACUUGAUCGACCCCGCCUUGACCAAUGGCGACGCCUCUCAAGUAGUCAACGAUGUUGAUGAAGAAACUUUUCAUACGCCCGGACCGUUGAACAACGCGAGCCCUACUGGGGAUGAUCAACACGUCGACGGAGAAGUCUUCAUGACGAAUGGAGCCGGUCAAGAAUCAGGACUGAUUGAUCCCACCCUGGGAAGUAUAGAGGAGGAGGAAGCAGCACCCAUUAAAAGUGAGCAUGAUCAGACCGCAGGAUCAGCCGAUUCCUCUGCUUUGAAACAAAGCAACAAUCUUUCCACCACCCCGACCACGAUGCAAAAUGGAGCACUCAUAAACGGCGAGUUUUCUGGGUCUUACACCUGGACACCUGGAUCGAGACAGUCGUCUCGACAGCCCAAACAAGUAGAACGAUAUACGCCUGAAGAUAAAAGAUCGCCCAGCAAACCAUAUUCAAAGCCGCAAAGGAACGAUCGACGAGCAUCAAGCGCUGCGAGCGCACAUACGGUGGUGACGAGUAUCAAGAGCGAACGCUCAUCAAGCAACACUUCGGGGACCACGCACCAAAUGGCGGGCAUCAUGGCCAGCAGACGUAGUGCGUCCCUGGAAGCGACUGCUCGACCUAUUAGCAGAGGAAGUACAGGCGGAGAAAGUGACGUGAAUGCUGACGAAAGAUUUGCCAGAGAGCUUCAGGCGGCGGAAAAUGGGCUCAGGCGUCGGACCAGUAUGAGGGCUUAGAGAGGCCUCGGCUGAACACCUAGAGACCGUGGCUUAUGAUGACAUGACCAAGGAAUCCGGCGUUAAGAUGUGACAGCUUGGGAUCAAAUGGGAUUAAGAACAGAGUCGUUGCGCAGCGCUUGAGGACGACAAAGGAGUGAGAUCUGGUGGCUUGGGGGAUCUUUUUGUGAGAUUUUCGUUCAAUAAAAUACCCUCGGAGCGCGAAGGACACUUGAGGGUAUUAUCGCGAGCGUCCAAUGUAUAUCUUCCCCGGUUUUUCGAUCUAUCUGUAUAGAGUCCUGUCCGAG
Cladophialophora immunda is the source of this 4727-nucleotide messenger RNA. RefSeq lists its product as uncharacterized. The record is from RefSeq and is a predicted model, not a curated record. Gene Ontology annotation, biological process: regulation of transcription by RNA polymerase II; protein demethylation. The transcript is spliced from 2 exons. Lineage: Eukaryota; Fungi; Ascomycota; Eurotiomycetes; Chaetothyriales; Herpotrichiellaceae. Bases 217 to 4440 code for a protein of 1407 amino acids. Gene Ontology annotation, molecular function: transcription coregulator activity; zinc ion binding; DNA-binding transcription factor activity, RNA polymerase II-specific.